Macrosteles quadrilineatus (aster leafhopper) is the source of this 1598-nucleotide messenger RNA. RefSeq lists its product as uncharacterized. The coding region runs from base 1 to 1446 and encodes 481 amino acids. Gene Ontology annotation, biological process: positive regulation of GTPase activity; Ras protein signal transduction. NCBI's taxonomy places the organism in Eukaryota, Metazoa, Arthropoda, Insecta, Hemiptera, Cicadellidae. Gene Ontology annotation, molecular function: guanyl-nucleotide exchange factor activity. The transcript is spliced from 12 exons. Gene Ontology annotation, cellular component: plasma membrane. The record is from RefSeq and is a predicted model, not a curated record.
AUGUCACCACUAACAAAGAAGAACGCAUCUCUAGUUAAUCUUCGAGAGGAUGCUGAAGAGUUUCAACCUCCAAUACCUAAAGGAUGUCUGCUGAGGAGGGUGUCGCUAGAGUCCCUGGCUGUCCCUGCUUCUUGGCUGCAAAAGCUUCAAGAAUCGGAAGAUGUCCAAUCUCACCAAGAUGAGCUGAAUUUCUGGACGCGUUAUCCUCAACAUCUUCUACAGUGGGGGAGUGACCAAUACAAGAAGCAGCAACAUUACUUGAGGGCUAUGAGAAAACAAACAGAUCCACAUACUUUUCGAUUAAAAAGCAAAAAGAAAUCGAAUGAUUCACUUUAUCUUCAAAAGACCAAGGAAAACAAUUCGAUCAGAUGGAAAAAGUACGCGUGUCAAAAUCAUGAGUUUAAUGGUGCUUGUGGUGAUUCAAAGAUGACUCUCGGUCUGACUAGUUUUAUGAAGAAUGAAGAUGAAGGAUGGCUGCUACCAGUUACAAGAUUCACCUCAUCAACACUAGCCAACCAGCUGAUCAUGGCGCACAAACAGCUGUUUCUAAAGAUUUCCGCUCUGGAUCUAGCAAGAGCUCAGAAAGACAAAGGAAGUUGUAGAACUCCAAGUUUACGUACUCUUAUUUUUUUCUCUCAAAAGAUUUCUUGUGUGGUUGCAAACUGCAUUCUUCAAGAACAAGAUGUCCAGAGGAGAGCUCGUGUGAUUGGCAAGUUCAUGAGCAUAGCUUACAACUGUCACAGCCGACAGAGUCAGAUGUCUGCAGAAGCUGUUCUGAUUGGUCUGCACUGUCCUGCGAUCUACAGGCUGCAAAAGACAUGGGGAUAUGUCAGGAAACACCACGCGUCCAACUACAGGAGGUUCGAAGAUUUGAGCAGAAGAUACUACGACUGCCGUGAACCAUUGUACCAGAAGACAUACGACGACAUGGUCCAGGUGCCUCCUUUUCUUCCCAGCAUUUCUCUCUUGAUCGCUGUGCUCACAGGGAGACUGUCUGAGCCACCUCAAGUACAGUCCUUCAAGUUCUCCUCAACCUGUUCAGAGCUCUGCCAUCGAACGGACACACUCCACUUAUCCUCCAGUGCUACCAGUAGAACAGACUCUAGCCUCACAUCAGUUAAAAGGUUCUUGUCUGCAAUCCAGCUUCGGCUUAACCCACCUCUCCCGUCUACUUCUGCAGAAGAUGUAACAUGCCACUCCAGUUCCCACGCCCACUCGGCACCAAGAGAGGAUUUGCUGGAAAACCUUGAUCUGUUCUUCGCUCCAGUCAGUGAAGCUCCUUCCGGCAAAGUGCUCCAGGAUUUGGAGUACUUCCUGGAGUGUCAUCAGGCCUCCGCCACAAGAUACCAGAUGCCAAUCAACAAAGCAGCCCGUGCCUUCUUGUUGCUUUCUCGUCAUCCUGAUAUGCAAACUCUGUACAAGCAGUCUAUACUCAUUGAGUCUUAAGUCAGAAUUGAUUAGAAGAAUGAUGAAUUGAUGUGAACAAGGAGUAGAAACUAAAUAUCACAGAGACCAACUUCGACCAAGCAUUGUUGUCUUACUUCAUCCUACGACUUUGGAUAAGUGACUAAAGCAUCAACCAGUCAAAGUAUUUAAAU